AUGACUGCCAAUAUAUACAACCAACCCUCCAAACUCAUCCCCCUACGCACAUUCAAUGCUUUUCCCGCCCCUGGUCCGCUGUCGCCUCCCUCCGAAGACGGCUCUCCCAAGUUGCCCUAUACUGCAUGGGCGAGAUCCCCGCUAUCUAUGAACAUGGAGAGUUCUCCACACUCGGGCCACUCGUCCGGAUUGCCUGAUUUAAACACCCAAGACCCCUACCUCUCCGUUUCUUCUGACCCGGAGGAACAGGAAUUUCAGGCGAAUGCCAUUCGCUUAACCCCUGUGGGCGGGAGCCCAACCCCCGGAUACUCCCCACAUGACGGCAGCGACCUGUCGGGGCCCGGUCCCACCAUCCAGACUCAACUCUGGGCACCCGGAAACGAAUAUUCGACCACAAGCUCCUACACCUCACCAUCUAACGCAAGUGGCUUUUUGGUGCCCUCCGAGAUUGAUUUGAGUAACAACCCGGGCUGGUCCGAUGGAUGCCCCGCCCCCUUCGGGACGGGCACUUCUGCUCCAACUCAGCAAUGGCCAUCGGCGGACGUGGGUGCUUCCCACUGGCUUGAUCCCGAGCAAGCCAUGCCCGGUCCAGCGUCGGUGCAAAAUGAAGCGCCCGCGCCCAACCGCGCGACUAUGCAGGGGUCACUAGUGGGCGCUAACACAGAUUACAAGCCGCCCUGCCUUACUGUCUCAACUGAGCCUGCACCAGUCAAUGACCUGGGUUCGGCAUCUACGGCCCGAGGCAGAAGCCCUAUCGUUAUGGUAGAGAGCGUGUCGCGGGGCGACUCACCUGAUCGAGAAUAUACAUCUCACGGUCGACGACUGAGUCGGUCGACAAAUCAUCUCUCGCCUGGUGACAUGCAAGAUUAUGACGAUUCAGAUGGAGAGUUGGAAGAUGACCAUCGGUCUGUCUCGUCUCUCUCCGUCGCACGGACCAGUAAUGGAAAGUGGAUUCGUAAUGCCACGACCGGUCUCGGUGGCCUUGAUCCUUCAUCACGCGGCGAGGAGUAUGUUGCCAGUCCUAAUGAACUUAAGGGACAGCGCGAGCGCGAGCAGAAAAACGAGGAGAUCGGUGCUUGGUUAUCUAAAGCCAUCGGUCAGGUGGAUAAUGAUGAACCCCGUAAAAGGACCUUAAAACCAAGUAGUCGGGUGCGAGCUCGAAGCACAGGAGACCGUCCUUUGCAGCAAGAAGACUAUUUCAAUCUCCAAUUCCACACGAAUGGCGUACCUGGUCCUGGUGUGCUUGUACACGAGAGUGAGGGCUCUGAUGAUGACGAUGCAAGCGUUGGAUCAGAAGACAUUGGCUCUGAUACCUCCCCCGCUGAUGCUAAUGAUCCGGCCCGUUACGACCGGUCCACUCCUGAGAUAUAUUCUUCACUCGAGCGAUCAAAUUCAGAAAACACCACCUGCCUUUACCCAUGGCAUGAUGCUCCUCGCGACCCGACUCCACGAAAUGGAGGCAAUGCAGCCUGGAAGUUCGAACAGACCUUUGGCAGCUUGAGCCUUGACGACGAGCCGAAAUCGAAAGAGAAGCGGGGCAGCCUCUUUACGCGGUCUUUCUUCCAAGCCUCCCAAAGAAUCAAACGCCAGGCAUCUGAUCUUUCAACAUCCACCAUCAAUACCGCAAAUCAACCACCGCCGGUCAAGUCGCCUGUUGCAAAAGAAAGCUCACAUCGUCGACGGAUCAGCCUGACGCCACGGCAACACUCGCGUUCUCCAAGCCUUUCGAGUGCGCUACUUUCUAUGUCUGGGCAAAUCGCAGCCAUUGGAGGUAAUAAUGCAGUUCAUGCAGUAUCGCCCAAUGCCGAGUCAAACGCCAAGGGGGCUUUUACCCGAGACUUCAAAGCUCGAGGCCGAAGCAGAAGUGAACUUCCGCGCCCAGUCACACCUGGUUUGGCAGAUUUGAUGACCAACCACGGCGGACCGCCUGUUGCAAGCAUUUAUCGCUCUCCGAACCUCGAAGUUAACACCAAGCAAAUGAGGCCGGGUAUUGGGCCUGAGACUGACACAGCGGGGGCAGACGAUGAUGACGAUGACCAAAUGGAUACCGCUGAUAGCAGAGGGCUUGUGAUGGAUUUCCCUCCUGUGUCGAGCUUGCCAGUUCCGACGCUGGAAGGAUUUAAAGCGCAGAUCAUGCACCUUAAUCCGAGACUCGAGCCCGUGUUGAUCAAUCGCUUUGCAAAUGAGCAGAUUCGUCGAUACAAAAAGCUUGUGGAGCUUCAGCAGAAACACAUCGCUGCUGUUUCUGACGGAAAAUGUGGUGCUGGUCAAUUUUGUUUCGCUCUCGGUGGCAAGGAGACCCUGUUAGACCAAAGAAAGACGUCAGCUUCGUCCGAGUCUGGUCAGACUCAAUUCCGGGUGUCUGAUUUCAGUAACGGUCGCGAGCAGGCCUUUGCCUCCGGUGAAGGGUCUUUCCCUGCUACGCAUGCGGCUCAAUUCCCAGCGGGGGUGCCUCUUCCGCCGGUCAGCCACCUUCCUGCCCAGUUUGAAUGCACCAUCUGCUUCGAAGUGAAGAAAUUCCAGAAGCCCUCAGACUGGUCCAAGCAUGUCCAAGAGGAUAUUCAGCCGUUCACUUGUAGUUUCCCUCAGUGCAAUGAGCCCAAGUCCUUCAAGCGUAAAGCCGACUGGGUUCGACACGAGAAUGAGCUUCAUCGCCAGCUGGAAUGGUGGACAUGUUCAUAUGCCGAUUGCAACCACACUUGUUUCCGGAAAGAUAAUUUUGUUCAGCAUCUGGUUCGCGAGCAUAAACUGCCUGACCCCAAGGUGAAGAGGAGUAGAGGCGCCGGCGCAACGGAGCAAGACAUGGCUCGUUUGGCGAAACUCCUUGAAGACUGCCGCCAUGAGACGGAUCGAACUGCGGACUCGGAGCCCUGCCGGUUCUGUGGGAACAUAUGCGGGAACUGGAAGAAAUUGACAGUGCAUCUGGGGAAACACAUGGAGCAGUUAGCGAUGCCUGUUCUAGAACUUGCCAAGCAAAGCACAGCCUCCCCUGCCCCUGCAACAGUCGCCGGUGGGGCUCCUGGGGCACCCGCCUCGUUAUCUGCACCCUUCCAAGAGCAUCAGGAAGCCCCAGUGGUCUCCCCCUUGGCCCAGUCGCAGUUCCCUGCCACCGAUCCUCACGCGCCCAUCAACCCCAACCUCUCUUACGAAACGCCCAUGUUUGGCUACUCCAUUUCGGGUACUGCACUGUCCCAAGAGCCGGAGUCUAUGGACUCCUUUAAGCAAGCCGAUCAGUUCCCUGGGUAUGGCAUGACCCAAUUUGAUGAGAAUUCACUCCACCCGCAUCUCCCCCGCCAACCCAUCCACAUGAACUCCGUGACGUAUCCCCCACCAUAUAACUCCGUCCACCGGCCUAGGACGUCGGAAACAAACGUUCCCCUGAUGCACCCGUCCUACCCCCAAUUCCCUUCCCAAGCCUCGUCUCUUUACCCCGCAGAUGCAGGUUAUCCAGCAUACCAGGCUCCUGGGGCUCCAGACUCUUCGUAUAGCUCGGCCCACUAUAACUCAAGCUAUUCCUCGCAAAUGUGA
This is a messenger RNA of Penicillium chermesinum, 3528 nucleotides long. Its product is annotated as putative C2H2 finger domain protein. The transcript is spliced from 2 exons. The record is from RefSeq and is a predicted model, not a curated record. Lineage: Eukaryota; Fungi; Ascomycota; Eurotiomycetes; Eurotiales; Aspergillaceae. The coding region runs from base 1 to 3528 and encodes 1175 amino acids.